GCCGUCUUCAGAGUUCUACCCCGGUCCGGCAUCUACUCCAACAUCGUGUGCGUCGUCUCCGCGCGGCGAGGAGCCAGCAUCGCCUCACGGCGGAGCCUUACAGCCGACGUUCUUUCAUCAUCAGCCUUAUCAUCGGCCGUUUUUCUCUGCUGGGCGACGGGGACCUGGUCGACCUAGAAAGGAUGGGCCUAAAUUGACUAGAGAAGGGAAGAUAGUUAGAAGGUAUAGAGGCAACCCGGGGUCCGUGCGCGGAGCGAAGAGGCAUCGCGGUAGUCGUGACGAUGCUCUGGAUGAAAUGAUGGACGAGGAUGACUUUACCAUGCCGGCGCCGGAGGAGCCGCCUUAUAUGCCGGAAAAGUGGCCAGGUAAACUAUGCGCUCUGUGCAACCUAUCGGAGCGGAGCCAACUUGGCCAAGGCGAGAUGCGGCAGGUCCUAUGCAAGGACAUCGAAGGUGACGGCAGCACCACUCCGACCGUUGCCUCCGGCGGCGGCACGCCCACCAACGCCGCCACUCCGACGAGCACGCCCACCACGCCGGUGCCUCCCGGCCUGGCGUCCCCCCCGCCUGAGAUGGCCGACGCCAACCCGCACCCGCUUGGCCUGCCUCUCAGUCGUCGCCAGAAAGCCUUCAAUAAGUGCAAAACUCCUCUCUACAAUAUGGAGCAUACGGACGAGCUUUCAAUCAUUGGUCACGCGGAGAUCUUAGAACUGACAGGAGUAGUGACCUCUGGAGCGUUUUACACUCACCGGUGCUGCAUAGAGUUUAGCCCUCCCUUCCAGGACCAGACGAUGGGACCUGAAGAGGAUAAAGAUCAUAUUGAAGAAGCGAGGAUAAGAGGGAUUGUGACCAAUGCACUGACGAGGAAAUGUGCCUUUUGCAACAAACAUGGUGCUAGUAUUCCUUGUAAGAUGAGCUGCAGCAAGUUCUUCCAUUUACCAUGCGUUCUUGCGUCUGGAGGGUUCCUUGACUUCCAGACGCGAUCCGCCUUCUGCAAGGACCAUUUGCAUCAAGUGCCCGUUGUAUGUUCUGCGGACAUCGACUGCCGCACGUGUCACACGAUCGGCGACAUCGCCAACCUGAUGACGUGUGUGGUCUGCGGCGCCCACUACCACGGCACUUGCGUCGGCCUCGCGCAGAUGCCAGGCGUCCGUGCGGGCUGGGCGUGCCGUUCGUGCCGCGUGUGCCAGGUGUGCCGCGCGGACUGCGCGCCGGGCGUGGCCCCGGCCGAGGCCCGCGCCGUCACCUGCGAGCACUGCGACAAGCUCUACCACGCCACGUGCCUGCGCCCCAUCAUGGCCACCGUGCCCAAGUACGGCUGGAAGUGCAAGUGCUGCCGCGUGUGUUCGGACUGCGGUUCGCGGUCCCCCGGUGCGGGGCCCUCGUCGCGUUGGCACGCGCACUACACCGUGUGCGACUCGUGCUACCAGCAGCGCAACAAGGGCUCCUGCUGCCCGCUCUGCCGCCGCGCUUACCGCGCCGCCGCCUACCGCGACAUGAUACGGUGCACCAUAUGCAAGAGAUACGUACACGGCAUGUGCGACCCGGACGCCGAGCCAAGCUCGUACCGGCAGAAGAAAGAACAGAACCCGUCGUAUGAGUACAACUGCCCCAUCUGCAAGACGCACAUGCAGAUGGCCGGCAGUAAGUCCAGUACUGCUACCGCUACUACCGCUACUAGUUCUGCUUCUUUCGAAGACGAUACAAUGGCGUCGACAUCACAAGAUUCCUCGUUCGACGAUACGCCGACUACGCAGCAGGAACAAGAUCCUCUUGCUAUAGAACCCAAGUCCGACGUAGGCCUCGGCAAAGGGAAACCUUAUACAGUAUCAUCAAAAGUAGCUAAGAAAAAGAUGGGCGGGUACAAGCUGAAAGGAGGCUUCCCCACGGCCGGCAAACUAGGCUUCCAGAAACGGCAAAGAUCAGCUUUGGACUUCGGAAGGAAGAGAGGUUCCAAACCGAAGAUGAGAGGGGUUUUUGGUGUUCCGGGGUUGGGCUUGCAGCGGCCGCAGGCGCCGGAUAACAAGACUCCUGAAGAUGACCCGAGUGUAGAAAACAAGCUAGUCCUCUGUUCGAGUAAAGACAAGUUCGUGUUAACGCAAGACCUGUGCGUGAUGUGCGGCGCGAUCGGCACUGACUCCGAGGGUUGUCUCAUUGCCUGCUCGCAGUGCGGGCAGACGUAUCACCCUUAUUGCGUUAAUAUUAAGGUUUCACAGGUGAUAGUGACACAGGGCUGGCGCUGUCUUGAUUGCACGGUGUGCGAAGGCUGCGGCCAACGCGGCGAUGAACCACUUCUCGUGCUAUGUGACGAUUGUGAUACAACGUGGCAUACAUAUUGUGCCAAACCUCAGUUGCCGGCAGUCCCGAGCUCUGCCUGGAGAUGCGAACGGUGCCGACGAUGUUUGGUUUGCGGUACAAGGGAUCCUGUUGCCUGGGCUGAUAAUUACACUGAGUGCGCGCCGUGCGCGUCUCUGGUGAUGUGCUGCGUGUGCGCCGAGCCGUAUUCGGACGGCGAGCUCAUCAUCCAGUGCGAGCCUUGUCGCCGUUGGCUGCACGCCGCCUGCGACGCCAUCAAGAGCGAGACCGACGCAGAGACCUGCUGCCGCGCGGGAUACAAGUGCGUGCUGUGCCGUGGCCGCGACGUGGCCCCGCCGCAUUUGGCGCGUGCGCCGGAGGCGGUUAAGCCCCCCCUACCGCUGCCUCGCCCCCUGCCGCGCCCUACGCCGCAAUCGCUGGGUCUGGGCGGCGAGUACUACGUCGACGACGUCUGCUUGUCGCAGCACGGCGCUCACCACAUGAAGCAGCUCGAGGCGGAGAUGGGAAUCACGCACACCAGAAGGAAGAGGCGGUUCAAGAACGAGAAUACCGAGAAAGAAGCCGUGGUACAGAACGCCGACGCCGAGGGCGACGACUCCAAGCCGGAUAGCACCGCUGAAAGCAAGGAAGAGCCUGGUUCAGCAAAUACAAAUCUAAAAGAAGGCGUACUAUGGAACGUAGCGAACGACGGCCCUGUCCCAGAGGGUUUCACCAUUUACACUACAGAGUCCGGCCUUACAGUGCUGCGACGAAAAAGACAGAGGAACUUGAACAAGUUGGGCAUUGGAGGAUUCGUUGUGCGACAAAGACAGACCACCAUUAAAGCGCAGGCAGAUGAUGAGAAAGAUGGCGACGGCACGCAGGCUUCGGGAGAAUCUCCGAGUAAUAAACGCAAGCCUCGUCGCAAGCCGCGCUCUAAACUUAUGGAGCAGUUUCCCUCAUAUAUGCAAGAAGCCUUCUUUGGGAAAGAGUUACUGGAACCUGCCAAACCUUCUGUUAGUUCUACUGGGAACCCAUCAGAGAGUCCUGGAGGCUCAGUGCGUCCAGGUACGCCUGAAGGCUAUCGCGAACUGCGGGACUUCAAAUUGGAGCUGGAGAACUCGGACAGCGACGGUGAGGACGUCAUGUGCGCUCUCUCUGUCUUUACCGACCUUGACACCUCCGUGUAUAUCACACUCAAUUCUGACGAAGUAGACCUCCUCCAUUCACUAAAACCAAAGGAAGAAAAAGAGGAUGGUACGAACCCCGAUGGAACUCCAAAAAUUAAAACGGAAUCAGAAGACGGACAACUGAAACAUACAGAAGACUCGACGGCGCUCAAGAAUGCUAUUUUGGGACCACAGCCGGAGGAACAGGCUGCAAGCGAUAACAUGCCUAAUGUUCAUAGUACUAAGACCGAGACUAUUAGUAGUGAAACCGGCGGGUCGUCGCAAGCAUCUACAAUAUCACCCAAGGACGACUUGUCUAUACUGGGUGUGAAUCUGGACGCGAUGGUGCGCGAUUCACUGCCUGACAUGGAUAGCAAUGAUGUCGAUGAAAUAUUCAAGGGCGUGCUUACUGAUGACUCGCAGGAGUCCCAAGAGUCUUCAGUAUCGUACGUGAACUCCCUGGGCGGCACGCCGUACCCGCAGCGGCAGCCGCUACAGAGCCCGCAGAUGGGCGUUGACUACCCCUCGCCUUAUCACCCUGAAUUUGGAAGCAGCAGCAACAGUGCGAUGAGCCCGCUGUUCUCGGAGGGCGGCUCCGGCGGCACGUGGGCCAGCGACGCGGCGACACCUGCGCCCUCCUACAACCAGCGCAGCGCGGACAAGAUGCGCGCCGACGAGAGUCUGGGCCCGGCAGCAACAAUAUCAGCUGUUCUCUAUGCCAACACGAACCACCAGGAAUGGAAAACGGAAUUCCCUAACUGGGUGGAUCGUUGUAAGCAAAUUCUCAAGAAGUGGCGAGCUCUGCCUGCUGAGCAAAAAGCUCCUUAUUUACAACGCGCUAGGGACAACAGAAGCGCGAUUAGGAUGAAGAAAGCCCAGCAGGAGCAAGAGCGCACGUGCGGGCAGCAACGAAGCGCGCGCGAGGCCGAGCAAGAGCGGCAGUGGAAGCAACUACAGCAAAUGCGCCAACAACAAACGCAGCAGCAACAACAGAUCAUACAAGACCAACGGAUGCAAGCAGCGCUCCAGCGAAUGCGCGCGCCGGACGGCAGCGAGAUCCCUGUCGGGCCAGGCACGCCCUUGACCCCCACGCCCGUGACGCUGGGCGCCGAGGCCCCGCGCAGCGCCUUUCCCGCGCAACGGUUCCCGCUGCAUUACGCCAGCAACGACGAUAUCAAUAGGCAGCUCAGAGACCUGCUGCAGCGGCAUCCGGAUAAGACCAUUUGGCAACAACAAACCAUAGGCGAAGACGGGUCCGUGCAAGGCGUGAAUAUAGAAGGGCAGCAGUUCCGACAUCCUUUGCCGGUCGGCCUGCGUCCGCGUACACCGCUGGCUCCUGGACAAAGGCCUGAUCAUCAACUAUUAAUGCAACAACAACGUCUUGUGAACGCGGAAGGUGGUCAAAUACAACAGAACAUUGGGAAUCCAGCGAAUCAAGGAACUGAACAGAAACCAAAUAUAUCGCAAGCUGGGAAUGUAGAACCUAAACAAGAGACCGAAGGAACAGACGAGAUGGACAUGGGAGAUAUGGACAAACUUGAACAGGAUCCUGGAAAUAUUGGAGAGGUCGGUGACAUUCUAACGGGACUUGGUGGUGAAGAUGAUGAAGAACUACUCGAAUCGCUAACGGCGGAGAUGGGCGAGCAAUUCAACAUCUUGGAGUUCGCGGACCCAGAAUUGGCUGCGUUGAACGACGCUGAGCAUAUCCUCGAUGGGUUGGAGCUAGCUGACGAUGCAGCGCCUGAGAGACACGCCAAGAGAGAGCCACCGGAGGAAGGCGAAAAACCAGAUAACAAAAUGGAUAGCGAUCUCAAGAAAGCCGUGAAGAACAUUGAAAGUGGCACUGCUGAGGUCAAGUCCGAGGUGCAAGAGGUCAAAACAGAGGUAGACGUGAAACACGAGGAGGGGCAGCCUGUAGGCCAGAUGAUGGAAGGAGUGCAAAGAGUUAUAACACAGAAUCAGCAAAUGGCUUUGCAGUCGGCGCUUGCGGGCAUCAAGGCUGAAGUGAAGCUGGAGGACGACAAGGAGGAAUGGCGCAGUGCCGCCGCCCCCUCGCCCGCACCCGCCCCCUCGCGGCCCCUCUUCCCGCACCAGCUGUUCCCGCAGCGCUUACAGGCGCCCAUGCAGCAGGCGGGUAUGCAACGAGCAGGAGGUCAGUUCGGCACAGGGCAAGCAGUGUUGGGACAGCAGCAGGGCAUGCCACGACAACAGGUCCAGUUUUCAACCGGACAGCAUAUGCAUUUCGCACAGGGCGGUGCAGGCACAACAAACACUCAAAGCAUAGUGAACGCGAUGACGGCGCAAGUGAAUGCAGCAUUAGCCGCCGGACGCGCUAUCGCGCCGGGCACGCGAUUGGUCGGUGCAGACGGCGCCGUCGGCAUCGUACGACACGAUCGCACCGUCCACUUGGCCGCUUUGCCACAUUCCGCGACUGUGGGUGGCAACGUGGGCGUGGGGUCGGGCGUGUCGCGCCCCCCGCCCCCGCCGCCGUACCCGGGCACGCUGCGCGCGCCGCAGCCGCACCAGCACCACACGCCGCACCCCCCGCCACCGCCCUACCCGCAGUCGCUGAACAGCAAGCAGCGGCAGUUGCGUAAGUCCGGCAAUGAGCUGAUGCCUAACGACGCCGCCGAGCUGCAGCGGGUGUCGACGGAGCAACAGGCUUUGCAGAAACACCUCGAAGCAGCUCGUAAACAGGCUCGUCAGCAUAGCAUGCUUAUACAGGAGUACGAAACGAAGCACCGUCAACAAAACCCGCAACUUGCGCAGCAGACAGUAAUAGGGCAACAACAACAGAUCACGACCAACCAGACUGUAUUCACACAAAACCAGAAUAUGGCGCAAUCGCCUCAGAUGCAACAACAAAAUACUAUUACCCGACCUAUGCAACUCGGCAUACAGGGCGCUGGUAUCCAACAGCAGCAAACGCUGAUUCGCACACAACAAGUUAUCAACUCGGAUGGACAACUCUCCCAGCAGAGAAUUGGUCUCGUUACGUCACCGUUGAAUGCUCAAGGAAGAAUACUCCAAGGAGGACGAACACUUGUUAUUGAGCAAUCAGGAGCACCUCAACAGCAGCUAGUCAGGCAAUUAUCUGGAGUUCAAGAAAGGCCUCAGUCCAUGGGUGGCAUGGUUCAGUUCGGGCAACAGCAGAUGGCAGGCGUUAGGAACACGAUCCCGGCGGGUAGUCAGACACCACGUCCGCCGGGCUCACGGCCCGCAAUGUCGCCGCUUCACGUUCAAUCUCCACAUUCUCAGUCACCUCUGCAUUCCCUGGCGCCACAGUCCCCGCUCCACCACUUAACGUCUCCAAUGCAAUCUCCGCUGCACUCUCAGCAAUCUCCUCUUCACCAUACGUCUCAAUCUCCGUUACAUCCGUCGACCCAGUCGCCUCUGCACACGCAGCAGUCGCCGUUGCACUCUCAGCAGUCGCCGAUGCAUGUGCAGCAGACAAGCAUGCCACAGAGCCCGAUGCAUCCUCAGCAAAGCCCGAUGCAUCCUCAACAGAGUCAAAUGCAUCAGCAGCAGUCGCCUAUGCAUCAGUCUCCGAUGCAUCAGUCACCGCUGCACAGCCAGCAGCAGCAGCAGCAGCAGAUGUCGACGCAACACUCGCCGAUGCACCCACAACAGAGUCCAAUGCACAGCCAGCAGAGCCCAAUGCAUUUACAGCAGAGUCCGAUGCAUACACAGCAGAGUCCAAUGCAAUCGGCGAUGUCACCCCAACACUUCUUGCAACAAUUGCAGGUACAGAGGACUAGUCCGCAGUUGCCAACGCCUAGUCGAAGCCCACAGAUUUAUCAACAAUCACAAAUUCAAAGUCCAGUGGCAUCACAUUCCCCACAAAUGCAAAACAAUGACUUUACAACGGGAAGAUUUCCCCGGCCAGCACCUGGCUGUUCGCCGCUACCAACUAGAUUUGCUAGGCCUCCUCAUCAUCAACAGGGAAUGAGGGUAGCCUUUAAUGAUGGUAGAGUGCCUUAUGGAAGUCGCCAGCAAACAUCUCCGCAUGGUAGUCCGCAGCCCAUGCCAUCGCCUGGAAACCAAGCUAACGAAAUGGCUCGGCAGCAGAUGGCGGCGCGUCAGCAAUACAGCCCGAUGGGCACAGCGCCCGCGUCGCCGGCGCCGGGGGUGGCGCGCUCGCCGCACGUAGCGCGCACACCCACGCCGUCGGCCUCGCCGGCCGCCUCGCCCGCGCCGCACCACCAGGACCACGGCGGAGGUGGUCACCAUUCCCAUCACAUGGCGCCUUUUCCGCCCGGUUACAGAUAUUUUAAAGUGGGACUCUUCGGCGGAGCUCCAGUGUGGCCCAAUAAAGAUGACGCUCGUCGGCCAGCACACAUCAACAAAGUCUCUAUUUUGAAGAGACGCACUCCGCCGCGACCGAGAUUCGCCGGCAAAACAGCUGCUCCCAGCACCUCAGAAGAAAGAUCUACUGACGAAGGAGAAACAAGCGAUGCGAGGAAAUAUGUCCUGUACUCGACAGACGCUGUCGAAUAUGCAUCACCUACUGACGAAGCACGAAUAAGCUUCAAGGACGACGACGAAGACAUGGAAGAAUUCGUCGAACAUCUAGACGACGAUGACAUUGUAGUGGUUGAACCUGGAGCGAUAUCGCCAGAAAAGCAAAUUGCUACCGAAGAAGAUUUUGAAGAAUUAAUAGAUAGCGGCAAACCCGAAGAUGAAGUAGAAGAAGAAAUUCCAAUGGAGAAGCCUACUAGAACUGAAACUACAACUAAAACUGUUGCUGUUAUUAGUCUAGCGCCAGCUAAGCAGCCUACUGCAAAUGUGCAGCAAUACAAAAUAGCUCAAAACACUGCUCUAUCUCGGUUGCCUGUUCUAAGCGCGACUGUGUUGUCUCCGCAUUCCAAUACUAAAAUACUCAAUGAGGUGUCUCAAGCUACAGUCGCAUCUGUCUCAAUUGCAAAUCAAACUAUUUCUGUACCAGUAUUGAAAAGUCUUUCUGUACCAAUUGCGAAUGUAGCUGGCCAUCCUGGUGGUGCUAAACAACUAAAGAAAGUUCCUCUGCACAUUACCAAUUCGCCUUUAAACAUUAACAUGUCAUCGGCUCCUGCAUCAUCUAAACCUAUCAGCUCUGUAAUUAGCGUUAUUUCGUCAAAUGUUACAAAAGCAUCAUUGAAUCCAGUAAUCACUUUAGCAACUUCAAAUACAGCAGGUACUUCUAGAGUACCAGUCUCAAUUCUGACACAACAUCAAGUUAAACAGAAAAUUGUUAAAACUAUUGAAAAACCUAUGGCUUUAUCACUAUCCAAUACAAAACUGUCAAGCUUAGCUGUGACUCAUGAUGCAACGCUCCCAGCAAAGAUAUUCCAAGAUGAAGCCGCUUCGCCAGAUAGCACUGUUACAUCAGAAAAUAUUCCCGAGAAAGACUUACAAAAUCCCCAUACGUCUCAUCUAUCUAUGACAUCACAGGGAACUUCACAUAUGGAGCAGAAAUUGGCACCAGUGCUUAAAGACUCCAGAGAAAUAGACAUCGAGUCUGAAAUCAGCCAACAAACUGAGCUACCUCAUACUUUGUGUAUGGAUAGAACACCGUUAUUGCUUGGUAAAGCAGAUAUUAAAAGCCCAGAUCCAAUUCCCGAAAAGAUUCCUGACAAUAUCAUGGAAGGUGACGACGAAGACAAACCUGAGGAUAAUGUGCAAGGGAAUAUUUUAUUGCAAUAUAAUAAACCGGAACCACCGCUCCAAAAUCCACCACCACCUGAAUCUAAGCCGGAAGAAAACGUAGUAAAGACGAUAAAAGCUAUUGCCAAUCAAACUAAGGAAAUGGUUAUAGAUUCCAACAUGCAAAUAACCUCGGACAUGGCUCAUGAUUCUGUACAAAUAUCGAUUCCUUCUCCGACUCCUUCGCAAGAGAGAUAUCUUAAUGAUAUUACCAUGCAAGAGCAUCCGGUAACCUCAGAAGGCAAUCCAAAACACGUGGAAACAUUUGAAGACAUGCUUAGCAUUCUCGAAAAUAUUAAUGACGAUACGAAGACUUAUGGGAAACAACAGUCAAAACAACAACAACAACAGCAGCAGCAGCAUCUGCAACAUGCUAAUCGGAGUGUUCAAAAUCCCAACCCUAUUACCACAAAACAAGAAAUUAAAGAAACUCCAGAACAAUCAUUUUCUAAAAGAGAAACGGAACGGCUUGGUCUUCAAUCUGCUACGAUACCUCAACUUUCACCGUUAUCACAGCCAGCCGAACUGACAUCCAACAUGGCGAAUGUGUCUCAACAACUCCGCACAAUAAUGUCAUCGUUAAAUCCAAACACAGGAAAAACAGAAUCACAACCUACACCUCAAGUAGUGCGGAAAAUUAGCGAUUCCACUACUCCAACUCAAGUUAAUUUUGAAAAUUUAUUACCUUCGUCAAAAGUUGAAGUCGCAGUGUCAAGGCCAUCUUCGGUCCAAAGGAUUGAAAAAGCACCCAGUUCUAUCCCAAGUUCAGAAAACUUGCCGAUGAGUGCAGCUCAAAUGAUCGGUACACGUGUCAAUACGCUCUCGACCAUGGGCCAAAUGAGAAAAUCACCCACUGUGUCUCCAAUACACUCUCCCGUAGGAAUGCAACAAGGAAACUUGAUGAAAUCACCGCAAGUUACAUCGCCUCUAGUAGCAAAUCAACCUUUUACAUCAGGUGAAGAAAAUUCAACUUCAAUACCCUCACAGAUGAUUCAAAUGCCUGCCCUAUCUAAAAUACAAAGUUCUUCAACACCGUCGACAAUUUUACAUUCGGGUAAUACUAUUACUACAAGCUUCAGUGGUUUACAAAAGGGGCAACAAAUACCGACUAGCAUUUUGGGACACACAUUGCUGCAACCUACGAGACAAAUAAACACCAAUAAUCUAGCGUUUAGCCAGCAAAGUAUCAGUUCCAGUCAACCACCUGCUUUAGUCAUGACUUCUAGACCGAUGAUGGGUAACAAAGAACCGGCGCCUAAUGUGACUGCUAGAACACAUACUGUUGCCAGUACAGGCAUAAGCCCUAUGCCACAAAAACCUGGGCAGGCGCCUAUUAACUUUAUUACGUCCUCUAAACUACUGCACACCCAGCUAACGUCGCCAUUGAAACGAUCAAAAUCUACAGACGAACCUAAAAGUGAAGUUAUUGUGGGUCACAUUCAACCUACAAAGAGACAUAGCGUGGAAUCUGUAAUUGUGAAAUCGGAGCCAAUGGAAACUGAUGAACAUAGUGCUGCUCCACCGAGCACUGCUGAUCCAUCGGGAAAUAAGGCAAAUCAGCAAAACGCAGCGAAUCAGAGGAACGAUGAGUCGCAGAACGUUUUAUUAAAACAACUUUUGCAAACUACUACGACUACAGCGACUGUGGUUCCUCCGCGAACUAUGACUAUACAAAGGACUGCGCCAGCCCUCGGCACCAUUCCAUCCUUAGAGGCUCAACUGGCGCGACCUUCGAUCCCGCCGCCUACGCUAGCGUUGACGCCAGAGGUAGAAAUACCAAAGAGCUCCCCACGACACAUGCCUGGAAUGAAUUCACCGUUUGCACCGCGCCCCAUGCAGCAACCUCAGCAACAGCUCCAACAGCCGCAGCAACAUCUCCAACAGCCGCAGCAACAUCUCCAACAGCCGCAGCAACAUCUCCAACAGCCGCAGCAACAUCCACAGCAACAGCAGCAGCAUCCGCAGCAACAUCCACAGCAACAGCAUCCGCAACAACAGCAUCCGCAACAGCAGCAUCUGCAACAACAUCCGCAACAACAGCAUCCACAACCGCAUCCGCAGCAACAAAUGACUGUGCCCACAUCAUCCAUGUCGCCCUCAAUGCAAACUUCUACACAAUCUUUAAUGGACGUGAGGAAAUUACAACCAAUGAAAGUCAUUCCCAAGGAGGAAACCACACCAAUCCCCGAAAGUUCUCCGACUAUGAAAUCUAUGCAGAUGUAUCCUAUGAAUAUUGAUAAUCAACAGCUUCAACAACUUCAGCAACAGGGUGUAAAGCGAGAAGUUGCUCCGCCUCAACAAAGUCCAGUUCAACGACCUUUCACGCCGAUGGACGUAAAAAAAGAACUAUUAGAUGAAAGUUCUCAGCAAUCUGCUACUUCAGGUGUAUCUACUGCUUCUGAUCAGGGCAAAUUAGAUGUCCAAAUGAAAGAAGAGUACCCAGAAAGUGUGAAUAUGGACCCAUCCUCGGAAGUUAAUCCUGCCGAAACACCAUCCGAAGCCAAGAAACGCAAAAGACGAGAAUACCAGCAAAAGAAACGAAAGCAAAUGCAAAUGAACAUGAAGGCAGCUGCUGAAAACAAUUUAACCUCAGCCAACGCCAAAAAGAGACCCCGUAAAGGUUCGAGAUACGAGGAAGAUUAUGAUACAUUUAUUGACAAUCUUAUGACUCAGUUACGUCUUCUACCAACUAUGCAGAUUCAGGAACCAGCAUUGACUACGAACUUUUCUGUAUGUCCUCUUUUUGGUUCGGGUGACUUGACUAAACUAAAAAAUAAGGACUAUGAUAUUUUGAAAGGUGAUUUGAUUGGGGAAUUUGGUAAUGCGAGAAUUCCUAAUGUAGCCGACUAUUACAACACCAAACCAUUCGGAGAACAAGAACCCCUACCUGAAAAACCACCAGCGUCAACGCAAAGAGGAUUCUAUGAUCAAGAAUUCCAACCUAUUAUGUUCGACGAUGAUCCUGACGAUAAGAAACUGGACUUUAUUUGCAAAGAGCGUGACACAGAUACUCCAGAUAGCAUUGUUAGUUGCUCAAGCCCUGAGUGCCUUGAUAUGGAACCUCCGAACAGAUUCCCUGGCCUUAAACUUAUUGAUGACGAAGAGGAGGAAGAAGACAGCGAUUCGGCAAUUUCUGGUCGUGUAUCACCUAUCAUACCGAUUAUUGCACCUCUACCAAUUAGAGUCAAACCCGUAUCGUUGUACAAUCUAAAAGAAGAAGACGAUAAUCUAAAAUCAUUAAAAUGCUUGGAUACAGAUUCGCCAAUGAAGAAGAUGAUGGAUUCUCCUGGUAGUACGGAGAGCAACGAGAACGUCACUGUUACGCUUACCUUGACUUCCGGAGCUGCGGAGGACAUUCUCGGUGUGCUCAAAGAACUUGCCGGUAUCUUACAUAUUCCACCUCCAACGUCAUAUCAGAUCGUUGAAAGAACCGCUACGCCGCCGUCGCACAAACUAGGGUUAUACAGAUCAAAAGGGAAAGAUGGUAAAGAAGGUACGCCUAUUGAUAUUCAAAGUAUCUUAAAUGGUGCUGCGAAAUUCUGCCGGCAUUGUGACGUCGUAAUUUUGGAUUCCGUUGUAAGGGCGAAGGCAUCGGAAUUCCCGCUACUAUCCGCGAAUAAAGGCAACGCUGAAGAGAUUUUAUGCGACAGCGACUCAGAAUUGUACUUCUGCAGUGCACAAUGCUACGAAAGAUUCGCGUGGCGGCCCACGAACAUCAUUCUCGACGGCAAAUCCAAGACCACAGUCAAGGAAGACAACAAAUCAGAUGGCGAUGCCAAUAUUUCCAAAGAGCGAGAUGAUUUCGACACCGCAUCAACAGAAAGCAUGGAGACUGACGAGUUAGAUAUCAAACCGGACAUUAAAGACGAAAAGAUGGACUUGUCCUUUAUGGACUCUCUUGAUAAUGAUGAAUUGAUGAAGGAAGUUGGUGAUGACGUCAUGUCUAUGGACGAAGAUUUAAAGAGUGUGGAGCAAGAUGAAAAAAGCAAUCAAAGCGUUGAGAAAGAGAAAUACAAAGGCGUUCGAUACAAGGCAUGGGCACCUGGAUGUAUUGGGCCUCCAGUUAAAUACAAGCGUCCUACAGACAGAGAACUGACUGAGUUAGUAUUUAGGACUGGUGUUGCUAUAAUGCCAGUGACUAAUGAGGAUUCACGAAAAUGCGAAUUAUGUGGUAUUCAAGGGGAUGGAGUGGCUGACGGCGUGUCGAGGUUAUUAAACUGUGAUGUAGACAGAUGGGUGCACCUCAAUUGCGCUCUCUGGUCUGAAGGGGUCUAUGAAACUGUGAGUGGAGCAUUGAUGAACGUGGAGACUGCCCUGGCGGCCGGUUCGAACGCCACAUGCGCUGUCUGCAGAAGGCUCGGAGCAACUGUGCGAUGCUUCAAAGUUCGCUGUGGCAGCGUGUACCACCUCGGCUGCGCGGUUAAGGACAACUGCGUAUUUUAUAAGAAUAAGACGGCUUUCUGUGCCUCUCAUGCUCCUAAGAACGAAAAGGAUAACGAAUUGACCACUCUCAGCGUCCAACGUCGAGUGUAUGUAUCCCGCGAUGAACAACGUCAAGUGGCGUCAGUGAUGCUGCAUUCUGAUACGAAUCAUCUAAUCCGAGUUGGAGGGUUGAUAUUCCUAAGCCCAGGACAUCUGCUACCACAUCAACUCGCUGCCUUCCACACGCCUAACUAUAUCUACCCUAUUGGAUACAAAAUCGUGCGUUUCUACUGGUCGAUGACGAAGGCCAACAGCCGUUGUCGGUACCUUUGCUGGAUCUCUGAAGAGGAGGGAAAGCCGCGCUUCCACGUGCGCGUGCAGGAUGACUCCAGACACGAGAUGGCCGCCGCCACGCCGCGCGCCGCCUGGGCCUCUGUCCUAGAUGCAGUGGCGGCGCUGCGCGAUGGCCGCGCCGAGAGUGGCGUCCUCAAGCUGUGGAGCAACUACGUCACCGGGGAGGACCUGUUCGGCCUUACCGAGCCUGCGGUCGUCAGGGUCCUGGAGAGCCUACCCGGGAUCGAAACGUUGACGGACUAUCGGUUCAAGUUCGGGCGGUCGGCGCUGCUGGAGGGCGGGCUGGCCGUGAACCCGUCGGGCUGCGCGCGCUGCGAGCCGCGCCUGCGCAGCCAGUGGCGCCGGCCGCCGCGCGCCUCGCUGCCGUCCACGCCCGCGCCCGCCGCGCCCAACUCGGCGCUGGAGCCCGCCUGCCCCUACAGCAAGCAGUUCGUGCACACCAAGAGCAGCCAGUACAAGAAGAUGAAGCUGGAGUGGCGCAACAACGUCUACCUCGCCAGAUCGAAGAUACAAGGUCUUGGGCUGUACGCCGCACGAGAUUUAGAGAAGCAUACGAUGGUGAUAGAAUACAUCGGGGAGAUUAUUCGCUCCGAGCUUUCCGAGAUAAGAGAGAAGCAGUACGAAGCUAAGAACCGCGGCAUCUACAUGUUCCGGCUUGACGAGCGGCGGGUGGUGGACGCCACCCUGAGCGGUGGCCUGGCGCGGUACAUCAACCACUCGUGCCAGCCCAACUGCGUGGCCGAGACCGUGGAGGUGGACCGCCACGUGCGCAUCAUCAUAUUCGCCAAGAGACGCAUCGCGCGCGGUGAAGAGCUGGCCUACGACUACAAAUUCGACAUCGAGGACGACGCCCACAAAAUAAUGUGCAUGUGCGGCGCGCCGAAUUGCCGCAAAUGGAUGAACUGAACACUAACUACAGAGCUUUAUGUAAAACUAACUGUUUUUUAUCCGUUACGGUAAAUAUCCGACCUGAAGUCAACGUUAUAUCGUCUGUUAUAACUGAUAAUACUAAUGUGCAUAAUUUAAUAUUUUGACAUGACACGUAAAUAUAUCGAUGUUUUAAAUGGAAGUUAGAACAAAUUGCUAGUGACCCUAACCCUAUUCGAAAGGCACUGCAAAAACCUUAUUUGCCACUCUGAGACGCUUAUAAUAACGAUAAUUUUUACAUAAAAAUUAUGUACAAUUAUCACGAUCUACUAACACAUAAUUAUAAAUUAAGAAAGUGACCACAGUUGACUAUUUUGCAAAUACAAAACACACCUUAUUUCUAUUGUAGAAAUGGCUAUGAACUUAGUUAUAAUGUACCAAAGUGUCGUAGGACGCAUUGAAUGGAAAUGAAUGAUUAAUGAAUGAAUUUUCAAAGCUUACGUGUGAUUUAUAUUAAGACAAUAUGAAUAUUAUAAUAAUUGAUUAUGUCAAAUAGUUUUGUAACUUUGAUAAAAGAUUGUUUCGUCACUUAUAAACAGUGAUCGCAAUAGGUAAAGUAUACUUACCUAAGAUUCCACUAAUACACAUAGAGUCCGUAUACCUCCUGAAAUCUGGGAAGGUUUAAAAAUAAAAACCGAAAAAUAUUUUUACUUAUAAUAACAAAACUUUUGAAUACAGUACCAUAGUAAAAGUACUUACACUUUACACAUAUAACUAGUAAC
Molecule: messenger RNA, 15570 nt
Organism: Hyposmocoma kahamanoa
Lineage: Eukaryota; Metazoa; Arthropoda; Insecta; Lepidoptera; Cosmopterigidae
Exons: 50
Coding region: 296-14827 (4843 amino acids)
Biological process (GO): positive regulation of transcription by RNA polymerase II
Cellular component (GO): MLL3/4 complex; nucleus
Molecular function (GO): histone binding; transcription coactivator activity; histone H3K4 methyltransferase activity
Source: RefSeq, a predicted model, not a curated record